Apiotrichum porosum is the source of this 1692-nucleotide messenger RNA. RefSeq names its product aspartate--tRNA ligase dps1 (gene DPS1). The record is from RefSeq and is a predicted model, not a curated record. Gene Ontology annotation, molecular function: ATP binding; aspartate-tRNA ligase activity; RNA binding. NCBI's taxonomy places the organism in Eukaryota, Fungi, Basidiomycota, Tremellomycetes, Trichosporonales, Trichosporonaceae. The coding region runs from base 1 to 1692 and encodes 563 amino acids. The transcript is spliced from 5 exons. Gene Ontology annotation, biological process: aspartyl-tRNA aminoacylation. Gene Ontology annotation, cellular component: cytoplasm; cytosol; aminoacyl-tRNA synthetase multienzyme complex.
AUGUCCGAGCCCACCAACCCCCCAGCCCCCGUCGAGGCUCCCGCGGCCGCCGCCGCUCCCGUGGCCGCCGCUGAGGGCGCUGCUCCCGCCGGCCCCUCCAAGUCCGAGCUCAAGAAGCGUGCCAAGGAGGCCGAAAAGGCCAAGAAGGCCGCUGAGCGCCUCGCCCGUGAGGAGGAGGAGCGCAAGCAGCGCGAGGCCGCCGACGCCAUCGACAACGCUACCCAGAACUACGGCAAGCUUCCUCGCCACCAGUCCCAGGAGCGUCUCGGCCGCCAGUGGCUCAAGUUUGAGAACAUUACCGACGCCGACGUUGGCAAGGAGGUUCUCUUCCGCGCCCGUCUCCACAACAUGCGUCCCCAGGCUGCCAAGAUGGCCUUCCUCCAGUUCCGCCAGCAGACCGAGACUCUCCAGGGUGUCAUUGCCGUCUCGAAGGAGGCCGACGUCCACCAGGUCUCCAAGCAGAUGGUCAAGUACUCGCAGGGUAUCCCUGCCGAGUCCAUUGUCGUUGUUGAGGGCGAGAUCAAGAAGGCCGACGUCAAGUCGUGCACCAUCCAGCAGUACGAGAUCUCCAUCCACAAGCUCUUCACCGCUGUCGAGUCGGAGGCCCUUCCCUUCUCCAUCGAGGACGCUUCGCGUUCCGAGGCCGAGAUUGAGCGUGGUGAGGCCGAGGGCAAGCAGUACUCGCGUGUCUCGCUCCCCACCCGUCUUGACAACCGUGUCAUGGACCUCCGUACCCCCACCAACCAGGCCAUCUUCCGCAUCCAGUCUGGUAUCUGCAACAUCUUCCGCGAGCACCUCAACGGUCUCGGCUUCACUGAGAUCCACACCCCCAAGCUCCAGGGCGCUGCCACCGAGUCGGGUGCCAGUGUCUUCAAGGUCCAGUACUUCAACUCUACUGCCUUCCUUGCCCAGUCGCCCCAGCUUGCCAAGCAGAUGUGCAUUGCUGCCGACAUGGACCGCGUGUACGAGAUUGCCCCCGUCUUCCGUGCCGAGGACUCGAACACCUACCGCCACAUGACCGAGUUUAUGGGUCUUGACAUUGAGAUGGCCAUCUCUGAGCACUACCACGAGGUUCUCGAGACCCUCGACUCGAUCUUCAAGGCCCUCUUCAACGGCAUCGAGACCAAGUACGCCAAGGAGGUCGCUGCUGUCCGUGCCCAGUUUGGCGGCGAGCCCUUCGUCUUCAUUGACAAGACCCCCGUCAUCACCUUUGCUGAGGGUAUCGCCAUGCUCCGUGAGGCCGGCGCCACCGACUUUGACGGCUCGCCCCUCCCCGAGGACGCCGACCUGAGCACUGAGAACGAAAAGUUCCUCGGCCGCCUUGUCAAGGACAAGUACAAGACCGACUACUUUAUCAUGGACAAGUUCCCGGCCGGCUUCCGUCCCUUCUACUCGAUGCCCGACCCCACCAACCCCAACGUUGUCAACUCGUACGACUUCUACUUGAGGGGAGAGGAGAUCCUCUCGGGUGCCCAGCGUAUCCACGACCCCGAGUUCCUCACCGAGCGCCUCGUCGCCCUCGGCAUGAACCCCGCCGAGUUUAAGAGCUACAUUGACGCCUUCCGUCUCGGCUGCCCUCCCCACGGUGGUGGCGGUAUCGGUCUUGAGCGUGUCGUCUUCCUCUACCUCGCUCUCGGCAACAUUCGCAGGGCGUCGCUCUUCCCCCGCGACCCCAAGCGUCUCACUCCUUAG